Lathyrus sativus (Indian pea) is the source of this 471-nucleotide messenger RNA. NCBI's taxonomy places the organism in Eukaryota, Viridiplantae, Streptophyta, Magnoliopsida, Fabales, Fabaceae. The record is from the annotation of a GenBank genome assembly.
AUGUCACGAAACUCCCUAAGAUUCGUCAAAUUGAUUCGCUCUCUCUCCACCGAACCAUCUCGCCCCCAAAAAAUCGAACGCAUAGCCGAUGAGCUUUUCAGCCUCAACAGAUUCGAACGGCACGACUUCACCGUCCUAUGGAGACUCAAAAUGGGCCUAGACCGUUACGGUGCUCCGGUCGCCGGCGGCCUUGGUGCAUUGGGUUCGGCCGUGUCCGGCCCCGCCGCUGCAGAUGCAGCCGCUGCUCCUGCGGAGAAGACGGCUUUUGAUAUAAAGCUUGAGAAGUACGAUGCUGCUGCGAAGAUUAAGAUAAUUAAGGAGGUUAGGUCUUUUACUGAUUUAGGGUUGAAGGAAGCUAAGGAGUUGGUUGAGAAGUUUCCUUGUGUUUUGAAGAAGGGGGUUACUAAGGAAGAGGCUAGUUCUAUUAUGGAUAAGCUUAAGGAAUUGGGUGCUACGGUUGUACUUGAGUGA